AUGGUAUGUGUUUUUGGCGUAGAGGAUUUCGUCUGGCUCGCUAAGCAUCCGAAGUUAAUGGCUAACAAAAUGAUGCCUUCCUUCGACUAUGGCGUUGUGGAUUGUAUGCACGAGCUUAUUUUCAAUCGUACCCAUCUUGGACAAGUCAAUCACAUAUGGGAUUUGAAGGAGUACGAAAACCAACCACAUGUACACUACCACAAGUUUCGUCAGAAUCCCUAUCCGGAUUUCAAACUGGAUUGCAGCUAUGGUAAUCAGAAGGUUCUUCAGGACCUAUAA
This is a messenger RNA of Cooperia oncophora, 279 nucleotides long. NCBI's taxonomy places the organism in Eukaryota, Metazoa, Nematoda, Chromadorea, Rhabditida, Trichostrongylidae. The record is from the annotation of a GenBank genome assembly.